Molecule: messenger RNA, 2304 nt
Organism: Paecilomyces variotii
Lineage: Eukaryota; Fungi; Ascomycota; Eurotiomycetes; Eurotiales; Thermoascaceae
Product: DWNN domain-containing protein
Exons: 4
Coding region: 274-2181 (635 amino acids)
Biological process (GO): mRNA processing; ubiquitin-dependent protein catabolic process; protein ubiquitination
Cellular component (GO): nucleus
Molecular function (GO): ubiquitin protein ligase activity; nucleic acid binding; zinc ion binding
Source: RefSeq, a predicted model, not a curated record
UUUGAAGAAUUUCUUUUUCUCAGAUUGAUGAGUUCGACCACCGUUCCCCAUAGAAUCUGGAUUACAGUCUUCUGAUAUCCAUUGUUCCUAAACCCUAUAGCGGAGCUGCUGUGCAAUAACAUCUCCAAUCGAGCUAUAGCGUUAUUCUGUGGUGGUGUUCGCUUUUCACCGUGUGCUGUGAUUUACACUUUUCGUUGCUGCUUGUAUCUUUGUAUUCAACCCGUGUCCCUAGUUGCCCUAGAACCGUCUGCAUCUGGCUGCUAAAUUGAAAACAUGUCAUCUUCCGUCCACUUCAAGUUCAAGUCCCAGAGAGAGCCCUCGAGGGUAACCUUUGAUGGCACCGGUAUCUCCGUGUUCGAAUUAAAACGGGAAAUCAUCAGUCAGAAUAGACUAGGUGAUGGAACAGAUUUCGAAUUAUCCAUUUAUAAUGAGGAUACGGGAGAAGAAUACGAUGAUGACACAACAAUCAUACCACGUUCUACGUCUGUCAUAGCUCGCAGGUUGCCCGCAGCGAGGCCUGGAAAAGGCGGUGCAGCACGUUAUGUUUCCGGGAAAAUGCCAGUCAAUGCGCGCAGUUCUGCUCGUACUGAUAUCUCGUCCUCGAGCCGUACUGCCAGCGGGACUGGUAACAUAACCAGCAAUGGUGUGUCGGAGCUUGAUAACGCCCAGACAGAGGAGGAGAAGAUCAAGGCACUUUUCAACCUUCAAGCAAAUCAAUGGAAAGAGCAACAACAAGAAAUGGCCAAUGCCACACCUGUCGCCUUUGGGCGCGGUAGAGGGAAGCCAGUGAAUGUUCCCGACCAUCCUCCGCCUCCAGGAUAUCUCUGUUACCGAUGUAGAGAAAAAGGACAUUGGAUCCAAGCUUGCCCUACAAAUAAUGAUCCUAAGUUUGAUGGGAGGUAUAGGGUCAAACGAUCUACUGGUAUCCCUCGUUCCCUCCAGACGAAAGUUGAGAAGCCGGAUUCUCUCGCUCUGGAUGGUUCUAAUGAGGAGAUAAAGAGCUCCGGGGUCAUGGUGAACGCUGACGGAGACUUUGUGAUUGCUCAGCCUGACAAAGCUGCCUGGGAAUUGUAUCAGGAAAAGGCGAAGGCUUCGGCAGCUGCAGCCGCCGAAGCAGCCGCUGCGGAGGGCAGCAGAGAACUGCAGGCUAGGGGUCUGGAAUGCCCGAUUGAUAAGCGGAUGUUCUUAGAACCAACAAAAACCCCGUGUUGCGGGAAGACGUAUUGCAAUGACUGUAUCACAAAUGCUUUGAUUGAGAGUGACUUUGUGUGUCCUGGAUGUUCUUCAGAGGGCGUGCUGCUUGAUAAUCUUUCUGUUGACGAGGAUGCCGUCGCAAAGAUCAAAUCGUACGAAGCCGAAAAGGCAGAGAAAAAAGAGAAAGAAAAAGAAAAGCAACAAUCUGCGCGCGACGCGCAACCGCAUGAACAGUCAGAGAAAGAACCCUCUAAGUCUCCUCAGGCGAAACAAACGUCGUCCCCAAGUUUGUCAAAUGGUCCUACAUCAGCCCAGGCAAAGAAGAGACCUGCUGAGGAUGAACCUGGCAAGCAGGAUGGUUCACCGCGCACGGACUCGGUACCCAUGAAGAAACAGAAAUCGGAAGAUCCCAAGGCACUGGUUGACAAAACAGAGUCCCAGUCAAAUAAUCCCAUGAAUGCCUUCCCUCAGUUGCCAUUUGAGCAGGCCUCUUUCGGUGGUGCUGGGUUUAUGCCACCCCAGGGCAUGGCGGCAAUGCCCUUCGCCCCUGAGAAUGGUUUUAUGCCAGCAGCUAUGGGCUUCAUGAACCCGAUGAUGUUCCCAGGUGGAAGCGGCUAUAUGGGUAACAUGGAUGCGGGAUGGAAUCAGAUGAACGGCAUGAACUUUAUGUCUCAACAAAACCGGAUGUAUAACGGCAACAUGAAUGCUCCUAUGCCAAAUCACCCUUUUGGGCCGAACAUGUACAACGGAAUGGGCGGCGGCCCAAUGGGUAUGGAAGCCAUGGGACAGAUGGGAAACCAGAUGCCGCCUCAGUCAACUUUCCCACAAGGAAUGGGGAUGGACGCCUUCACUAAUCAGCAGCGAACUGCAUUUGGUGCUCCCUUCUCUCGCGAGGAGGAUAACGCGUAUUUCCGCCAACCCGUCAACCCUCACCGGCACCAGGCAAGGCAGCGAAGAGUGCGACCAAGCGAUUAUCGAGAGCUGUGAAGUGAUGCCGUUCUUGGAGCGCAUAUCGGAGUUGGUUUGGUUGCGACCUUUUAUUAUCCUUCGAUCGGUCUCGGCUGCAUGAUUCUUUUGAUUUCGAGCGUCGGGACGUACAUGUACAUGAUC